AUGUUGCAGAAUAAUAGAUUUAACACAUCUUACUCUCCGUUCAGUACUCGAGACCAAGCACACCAAAAAUUAAAGACGCCAUUGAGGUCCACAGCAAAUCAAGGCUCUCCGGUACGCCUUGCAGUUUCUCAGGAAUCCACCGCGAGGAAACCCAUAUCCAAUACAGCCCUUCGACCAACACGUACCUCGUCACUCAACCUUUUCUCCAUCAUUAGUAAAUUCGAAGCCCUCGAUGCUGUCAGUUUGCCCUGCCAGAUUCCGGCCCUGCAACCCGCUCCACUUCAGGUCUCACAUAACUCCGUGAAAAGACGAGGAGAAACAGGCGCUACUGGGCAUAUGAAGAAAUUGGAUACCGUUUUCAGUCCAGACAACCAUACCCCGACCGGCCGAAAGACUCGUUAUGACACUCAGGAGAAUACGCAUCCUGAACAAGAGUCGGAGAGCAUAUUUAACGAACAGGAAACCGCGGGUACAAUCAGGAAAUUAACGCCAGUGAAAAGUUCGUGGAGAAACUUGUCCAAGAAAAACUUGAGUUCGAGAAGAUCAAGGAGUUCACUGUUAGGUAAUGGAAGGGGAAGGAGUAGGUCGAGUUCGCCCACCAAACCUCGUAUUCAGCCCUGGAGUGGAGGCAUGAAUUCCAUUGAAAGCGGGUCACAAAAAAGGGGAAAGAGUAUCAAGGACAUGAUUCGGUUUUAUGAUGGUGCAUUUUCUAGCCCCAGAACUACAAGAGCAAAGCCUUCGCUUAUCAGUACUCCUACUCCUCAUACCCCCCUUUCCCGAAUGUGUCAUGAAGAGAAGAAAGCGCUAUAUUCUUCAGUAAGACGAAAUUUGGGAAGGCAGGAAAAAUGGCACGCCGAAAAUAUAUCACCCAGAACUCCCUUUACAAAGAAAGCGAACGAAAUACCACCAUGGAGAACGCAGGAAACUGUUUCUCGAACAAGACCAGGUUCGCAGUAUUCGACUGGACCUAAAACACCGCCUGGAAGCCUUCACAUCAGCCCCAAAAAGAAUUAUCAAGGGUCCGAUAGUAAUAAGAAGUCCUCACCGCGGCGUUCGUUGCGUGCUAGCAUGUUUAACACGCCCGACGGUGGGGCAGUCAUUGACAAGAGUCUUGCAUGUUCACCCCCAAUUUCAUCCGGCCAAGGUAGAUAUACAGCCUCUUCGAAAGAAAUUGGGAAGCGUUUGAGCUCAACUAGAGCAAAGGUCGGCAAUCAGAUUGAAGCAUUAUAUAGAGCUAAGAGUAUGGAGAGGCAGAGAGAAAUCUCCCACGAUACGCACAACGAUCAUAUACCAACUACACCGACAAGACCACAGAAAGGCAAAGUCGGCAAAGACGUUAUGAGCAGUCCUGGCAUUUCCCAACCCAAGUGGCCGGCCGAUGUUAGUCCGUCUCGCGUCCUAGAAAUGAAGAAGUUGUUUGAGAAGCAAAUACUGGUUGAGGAAGAGACAAUGCUGUCUAGCAAAUCUCCUGCGAAACCACUCGUAGACGAAGUUAGUUUGGUCGAGAGCGAAGGAACCGUGAAACCAAGUCAACGGCCUUCCCCGCCGCCGCCUCCACCUCUGCCAAACUUUAGUAGUAGAACGUCAGGAAUCUCACCAAAGACUAUACGCGAGACACUGCGGACGCCCCCAGGGACUGUUACCGCAAGUACAGCCCAUAUAGAGAUUCCCGAGUCUCUUGUUGUCCAACCACUCAAAACUAAGCGAGAGGAACCUAAAGGACAACGAUUGAAGAGCAGACUUCUGGGUGAAAAGAUAAAACUAUUCGAAGAUAUCGCUCAGAGGAAAGCUAGGCUUGAAUCUCGAAGAAAGAAACGAAGUUUUUCAGGCAAAAAUAAUAUUCCUUCUCUCCACAGCCGAAAAUCUAUAUUUGAAAUGGCCACUCGGAAGACGACCAAGUCUAGUUUCAAGUCUCUUAGUCCUGAGACUAUCCAGGAGACUGUCGAAGAUGUACAACAUGAUCUACUGAACAAUCGACGUAGCAAACGCAAAACCCAACAGGAAAAAUUCUAUAACUUACCUCAGGAUGCGACUUCGGACUUCUCAAACACAAGCUAUCUGACUGCUAGAGACGACAUGCCCAUAUUGCAAGCGAGCACGAACGUGUCGCUAGACAUGGUGGUCAAAGAGGCACAAUGUGGGCUACGGGAGCCCAAACCCAUGAGAUUGGUUGAGAUGAAAAGGAUGAUGUUGCUGUGUCGUGAAAAAGCUGGGGUUUCUAGUUCGAUGCCGGGGACGAGAAAGGCCAAUGUUUCGAGCGCGGGCUUUGGUAGACUCGAGGAUGUUUAA
Messenger RNA from Glarea lozoyensis ATCC 20868, 2289 nucleotides. RefSeq lists its product as uncharacterized. The transcript has 2 exons. The coding region runs from base 1 to 2289 and encodes 762 amino acids. The record is from RefSeq and is a predicted model, not a curated record. NCBI's taxonomy places the organism in Eukaryota, Fungi, Ascomycota, Leotiomycetes, Helotiales, Helotiaceae.